This is a messenger RNA of Erinaceus europaeus (western European hedgehog), 2637 nucleotides long. It is a transcript of the gene PLEK, whose product is annotated as pleckstrin. Bases 556 to 1608 code for a protein of 350 amino acids. Gene Ontology annotation, biological process: actin cytoskeleton organization; intracellular signal transduction. The transcript is spliced from 12 exons. The record is from RefSeq and is a predicted model, not a curated record. Gene Ontology annotation, cellular component: plasma membrane. Lineage: Eukaryota; Metazoa; Chordata; Mammalia; Eulipotyphla; Erinaceidae.
CCCGCGCCCUUGCGGCCCUCCGUCCGGAUUUCUGAAGAGCAUCGGCUGAGGCUGAGGCCCCCAGACCAGCCCCGCCAGGCAGAGCCCAGCACUGACAUCUGUGAGGCCCCGACAGGCCCCAUCUCCCGCUUCGGUGCCAGGCGCGCAGGGGUAGAUGGCACAAUGAUUAUGCAAAGAGACUCUCAUGCCUGAAGCUCCCAAGUCCCAGCUUCAAUCCCCUGCAGCACCAUCAUCCAGAGCUGAAAAGUGCUCUUAUUUAACAGAAUGUAAGGACAGAGAAUCAAGCCCCUGGUUCCCACCUUCAGGGGAUAGUGGGCAGGAAGCACUGUAGAACUGUGAAGCUUGAAAGGAGAGAAAUACAUGAGAGAAGCCCUAGGAUAAUUCCAACUCACUUCCAAGAAAGGAAGAGGAUGUGAUCAUGAGUUCAUCAGCAGACGGGAAAUUGUAAAAGAGAUCUUGCUAUAGAGAAACAGCCCACAACUGCUUCAGUUUUCAGAAGAGGCUGAGCUUCUGAGGUCUUGUUUGAGAGUUGACUCAACUGUCUCUCUGCCUGACAUGGAACCAAAGCGGAUCCGGGAGGGCUACCUUGUCAAGCGGGGGAGUAUGUUCAACACCUGGAAACCCAUGUGGGUUGUAUUACUAGAAGAUGGAAUUGAAUUCUAUAAGAAAAAAAGUGACAACAGCCCCAAAGGAAUGAUUCCCCUGAAGGGAAGCACUCUGACUAGCCCUUGUCAGGACUUCGGCAAAAGGAUGUUUGUGUUUAAGAUCACUACGACCAAGCAGCAGGACCACUUCUUCCAGGCAGCUUUCCUAGAGGAGAGAGAUGGCUGGGUUCGAGACAUCAAGAAGGCCAUAAAGUGCAUUGAAGGAGGACAGAAGUUUGCGAGGAAAUCCACCAGGAGGUCCAUUCGACUACCAGAAACUGUUGACCUAGGUGCCUUGUAUUUGUCUAUGAAAGACAAUGAAAAAGGAGUAAAGGAGUUGAACUUAGAAAAGGACAAGAAGAUAUUUAACCACUGCUUCACAGGUAACUGUGUCAUCGAUUGGUUGGUUUCCAACCAGUCUGUUCGGAAUCGCCAGGAAGGCCUAAUGAUUGCCUCUUCACUGCUUAAUGAAGGGUACCUGCACCCCGCUGGAGACCUGUCCAAGACUGCUAUGGAUGGAACGGCUGACAAUCCUUUCCUAGACAACCCCGAUGCCUUCUACUACUUUCCAGACAGUGGGUUCUUCUGUGAAGAGAAUUCCAGCGAUGAUGAUGUGAUCCUGAAAGAAGAAUUCAGAGGUGUCAUCAUCAAGCAAGGAUGUUUACUGAAGCAGGGACAUCGAAGAAAGAACUGGAAAGUAAGGAAGUUCGUCCUGCGAGAAGACCCAGCAUACUUGCACUAUUAUGACCCUGCUGGAGGGGAAGAUCCAUUAGGAGCAAUUCACUUGAGAGGCUGUGUAGUGACUUCAGUGGAGAGCAACUCAGAUGGAAAGAGGAGUGAAGAAGAGAACCUCUUCGAGAUCAUCACAUCAGAUGAAAUUCACUAUUUCUUGCAAGCAGCCACCCCCAAGGAGCGCACUGAAUGGAUCAAAGCCAUCCAGGUGGCCUCCCGGACUGGGAAGUGAAGAUAUCCUCAUAUAUCUUCAUCUGCUUCCUGGGGUAACCCCACAGAUAAAGUGGCCCAGGACCUGUCUGUUUCUAGUGACAAAUCAAUAAGAGAGAGCCCAGGGUUGGGAAGUUUCCAUCUGCAGGGGUUCUAACUAUAACUAACCACAUAUUGUGUGAUGUUCACCUGCACUGGCCACAUCACUCACUGAAGCCUUUCUGCCACUCCCCAUGCUCCCUCCAUCCCAAAGCAAAUAUAACCACCUGUGUGGCCUCAGUACACUGCUUAUCAUCUCUGGGCCUCAAGUUCUUCUAGAUAACAAGGGAGUUGAACUAGGAGAUUCUCAAAGUCCUCCCUAGCUUAAAGAAAAAAAAAAAUCAAAAGCCCUGUAUUUCUAAUACCCAUGGUUAUGGAAGUUUCUUUAGUUGUCUGACUGGUAUCUUUCCUUGACUAAAUCUUAGUCUUCAGAGCCUGAGACAAUGCUUCAAUUUUAAAUCAUUGUCAGUUUGUGCUAAGAGUACUAAAGUUACUUGGCAUAAAUGUCUCUGGUUCUCAUUAGCUAUCUUCUCUUGGCCACAAGAGUAUAUAUCAAAAUGAAGGAGAACUCUCUUCUUCCUUCCUCAUUCUAUCUAGACAUUUCCUGAGAGUCACAACUGUAGGAGUGGCUUUAAGUCAAAGAUUUCUAUCACUUACAUAUAGCCUAUGAUUUGAUAAAAAGGUCUGAGAAAACAAGCAUAACCGAGACAUCUUUCCAUGAAGCCACCAAAGCAGACAUAUUCUACUUUCAUUUGAGGCUAGUCUGAAGAAAGUUAAUGGACAUAACAAAGAUAGUAUUGAAAAACUUAGGUCUAGUCAGAGUUUGUGGUGGUGGACAUCCAUGAGGAUAUUCCUACUCUCAAAUUUUUUGUACCUAUGUCCUAUAAAUGAAAGACUACCUUUACUCUCAUUCUUUAGCAAACUAUCUUAGCAAAAUAUACACAGCUGUUUUUCUACAUUCAGUGUUAAAAGUAUUUAUUAGUCUGGAAUAAAUUUUAUAUUGUGAAAUAAA